AUGUCAGCCCACGAUCAUCUCUUUAAGCUCCUGAUUGUUGGCGAAUCUGGCGUAGGUAAGACAUGCAUGCUUCUCAGAUUUGCAGACAACAGCUUCGAGGAAAAUUUCUUAUCAACAAUUGGUGUCGAUUUUAAAGUUCGCGAAAUAGAUGUCGAUGGAAAGCGCGUCAAACUUCAGAUUUGGGACAGUGCCGGACAAGAAAGAUUCCGUAACAUUACAACAUCUUAUUAUAGGAAUUGCGGCGGAAUUAUUAUUGUUUACGAUAUCACACGCCACGAUACAUUCACCAAAGUUACUGAAUGGAUCGAGGAUGUUAGAAAGAUUACAUCAAACGUCCCACUCUUACUUGUUGGUAAUAAGGCAGAUCUCGAAGACAAGAGAGCUGUAACCGAGCAAGAGGCUAAGGAGUUGGCUAACAGAAUGGGCCUUGUUUUACUCGAGACAUCGGCUAAGACAGCCUUAAACAUUGAAGAUGCUUUUAAGCAGAUAUCAAGGCAGUUAAUCAAGGAGGCAGCAGCUAAGCCAAAGAGCGAUAACAAGAACCAGGUAUCGCUUGAUAAAAAACAAUCCAGUGGUAAGAAGUGCUGUUAA
This is a messenger RNA of Trichomonas vaginalis G3, 591 nucleotides long. RefSeq names its product small Rab GTPase RabX10. The record is from RefSeq and is a predicted model, not a curated record. The transcript has a single exon. The coding region runs from base 1 to 591 and encodes 196 amino acids. Gene Ontology annotation, molecular function: GTPase activity; GTP binding. NCBI's taxonomy places the organism in Eukaryota, Parabasalia, Trichomonadida, Trichomonadidae.